GAAAGGAGAGGGGGAGAGAGAGAGAGAGGGGGGGGGGAGAUAUUUUCGCACUAACAUCGAACUUCGUUUUUAACUUCUACAUAUAAUACAUUAACAAAAAAUAAUGUAAUUUUAUUUCAUAAUCUACAAGUAACGAGAAUAAACAUUAAAAGAAUCUGUGCAAAUCAGAAGAAGUCACACAAUCUCUUUGCCUCCUCCUCUUUUCCCGACAAACAGGAAGUUCGUUUAAAACAAAAUAGGCGAAUAUCCGGGCACUAUCGCCUGGGUGUGUUGUCCGAGGGAAGAAGCCAAAGAGAUCACAUCGAGCAUAUUCUUCCUUUCUUUCUUUCUUCCUUCCUUUCUUUCUGAUCGAUUCGCGGCGCGAGCUACCACGGCCCGUUAUCCGUUAUCGAGCCCUUUCUACUCUUGAAAGCAGAACGCGAGGACGGUAAGCGACGCUACGGCAUGGCGAACAAGAUCGUUCGGUCUCUCUCUCUCGCAUCCGUUUCGUAGAACAGCUGAUCCAUCCAGCGUUAUUGGGGAAGAGAAACGCCAGGGUGCAGUCAGUUUCCCGUAUACUUGUUUUCCUGAACGAGCUACGAGACGAAGAUCGGCACGUUGUGUUUCUACACGACUUCUCCGCCCUAGGACAGCGGACGGCCAUGCGUCCGGAGAAAUCCGGAUCCCGGAAAAAUCAAUGCUCGAGGGGUGCAAUGUGACAGCGCGUCGUAAAGCACAACCAGGGCUGCUGUCGACUUUGCGACUGAUCGCGAUACGACACAGGUAUCAGGUUAUGUCACAACGUCUGACAAUUGUAAACACGCGUACCCCGUUCCAUUGAUUGUGUAAUACAGCGUCAAUGAGGCGACGCGACUUGAAGACUAACAGGAUGCUGAAGCUGGACGAGAUCGAGAGCGAGAACCUGCCCAAAAAAACGAGAAAGACCACAGAGGAGAAGAAGAGCAAGGGCCACAGAAAGAGUAAGCAUGCCAGUAGCAGUGGGCGAAAAUUACGGAGCAGCGUGGAGGCUGUAUCACACAAAGUGGAACCUCAAGAAGAGGAGACACCGCUAGAUUUGUUGUAUCUUACGAAGCAUGCUUCUGAAGUAUCCUGUAAGAUAGAACCAUCUGUGUCCAAUGAGGACAAUUACAUUCUAAUGCCUCCCUUGGAGGCUCUCGAGGAUGCGGAAGUGAGGAUGGAGGAACUGCUUGAACAGAGUAUGCAUAAAAUCUCCAAGAAUCAAAAGAACGGCAGGUGGAAACACAGUUACAACAAGAUGGUAUACUUGCGGAAGUACGUAGCUAACAGCGAUCAAGCAACACAGGACGAAACCAGCCAAAGCACGUCUUCCGAGGAGCACGAACGUAUCCCCAAAAUCGAAUGUAUUACGUACGACAACCUGGAAAAGAUGAAAAGGGACAAGAAGUGGACAAAGAAGUUAAAUCCUCUGUCUCUGCACUAUACAGAUAAGAAGAGACCCUAUUUGAAGUGUCCCGCAUGCGGCUCGACGUUCUUCAGUCCACAUACGUAUCAGAGGCACUUGCUCUCGCACUUGCAUAUGACGGCGGAGAGUUACAUGUGUAAUUUUUGUAAUUAUUCGAACGCAGAGCCCGGAAUGUUAUUUGCUCACUUGACCAAGCAUCAAAACCAAUGCGAGUCCUGCAACGAGAGCUUAUUGCGCAAGGACAACUAUGAAAAACACUAUCAGUGCUCGAUCAGUAUAUUGGAAUGUGGCUUGAAACGGGAUCAUCAUGGAAUGUUCGUCUGUACGGUUUGCGAAUUGGUAUUCGACCUCUUGGCUCAGCUGGAAAAACACUGGUCCAAGCAUACCUGCAAGAAACAAAAGUCGUAUCAGUGCAACGAAUGUAGCGGUAUGUACGAGAACACGGAGACCCUGGAAAAUCACAUAUGCCUCAAGUGUCCCAUUUGCGGCGAGGUCUACGAGAGUCUCCAUCGACUGAAGAUACACACAAUGUGGACAAAACACAACCUGAAGUGUCCUAUCUGUUCUUAUGAAUUUAUUCUCUCCAUGGACCAUGAGAAACAUAUGGCCCUACACAGAAAAGUUUACCAACCCAUGAAAGAUUACAUGCAUUGUUUACGCGCGGUCGACGGUAAGACAUUUCAAUGCAAUUUAUGUGACAAAAUAUUUUACGCCUUACCCGCUCUUCUUACGCAUCUCACCGAGGACCACAACGUGGGGAAUGUAAAAGUGGAAGAGGAGAUGGAAGAUGACGCUUACGAACUGAAGGGGGACGCUAUCGAUAUUGUUGUAGUUCCUGAUUUCAAAGAUUCCGACAGCUAUUAUGACAAUGAGAUCGAUUCUUUGCAACAGGAAACCGAUCUCUACGAUCCGUCAUAAAGACAAAAUAUUACUUGAGUUUGAAUCGUGAAAAUAAAAGCAACAAACUUUACCUGUGAAUGGUCGUUAGCUUUUAUCAAACAUUUCGAAUAUUCUCGUAAUAGUGAUACUCAAGUCGGACUACGAAAUAAAACUGAUACAAUUGUGCCGUUUAUAGAUGUAACUCAUGCGCUACUUUUAAAAAUGUAUCGUUUGCUUCAGGAUUUUGAUAUCAAUUUAUACCACAGAACGUUAAUUUUACAUAGAACAUGUUACACAUUCUUCUGUCUUUAUCUGUUAAGUAAAAUAUAUCGAUGAUAAUUAAACACAUAUAUUAGCGAUCAGAAAAUAGAUAAGGAGAAAAUAGAUACAGAACGGAUAGUUGUGAAAUGAUUGAAAUAGCAGGUAUUUUCUGAUGAACUUAGUGACGAAUUCGACUUGAGCUACUUCGCACUGAUAUACUAAAAAGAUUGUAUUAUACUUAAAAUUAUUUAAUUAGAAACUAAU
Molecule: messenger RNA, 2827 nt
Organism: Trachymyrmex cornetzi
Lineage: Eukaryota; Metazoa; Arthropoda; Insecta; Hymenoptera; Formicidae
Product: zinc finger protein 423
Exons: 2
Coding region: 839-2341 (500 amino acids)
Source: RefSeq, a predicted model, not a curated record